Molecule: messenger RNA, 3370 nt
Organism: Plasmodium cynomolgi strain B
Lineage: Eukaryota; Apicomplexa; Aconoidasida; Haemosporida; Plasmodiidae
Product: RNA helicase
Exons: 4
Biological process (GO): maturation of SSU-rRNA from tricistronic rRNA transcript (SSU-rRNA, 5.8S rRNA, LSU-rRNA)
Cellular component (GO): intracellular anatomical structure; nucleolus
Molecular function (GO): ATP binding; RNA binding
Source: RefSeq, a predicted model, not a curated record
UAUAAAUCGAAAGGACAACAUAGAGAAAAUGAGACAGGCGCUGCCCGUCCUGGGGUACGAACAAGAAAUUAUCGAAGCGAUCCUAAAUUACGAUGUUGUGUUUAUAAGUGGAGACACGGGAUGCGGAAAAUCUACACAAAUUCCUCAGUUUGUUUAUGAGCACGGGUUCUGCACAGAUAAUUACCUCAUCGGCGUGACAGAACCGAGAAAAAUAGCUGUAAGAAGCAUUUCGAAUAGGUUAAACGAAGAACUAAACAUUGAAGAUGUAGCUGGGUAUCAAAUAAGAUUCGAAAAAUCGCAUUUUUUAAAAAACAGUAAAAUAAAAGUUAUGACGGAAGGUAUACUGCUAAGAGAAAUUAUGAACGACUUUAUUUUGUCAAAAUAUGCUGUUAUUAUCCUAGACGAAGCCCAUGAGAGAAGCAUAAACAUGGAUUUAAUUUUAGGCCUCCUGUCAAUCAUCUGCAAAAUUAGAAAAAACAAUUAUUUCGCAUACAAAUCGAAUGUCAUUCCAAUUAAAGUCAUCAUUAUGUCUGCAACUAUUAAUGAUACCCACUUUUUUGAAAAUAAAAUUUUUACAAAUUAUACCUCCAUCAACAUUCCAACGGAAAAAGUCCCCGUGGUAGAUCACUUCCUCUCCUACACGCCUCAAAACUAUAUUGAAGAAGCGAAAAAAAAAGUUAUACAGAUUCAUAAAAGGCUACCACCUGGUAGCAUACUAGUGUUCUUAACAAGCCAGGAAGAAAUUUAUCGUUUAUAUAAUUUACUCAACAAUUUGAAAAUGUCCGAAAAAAACACACAAGUAGGAGAUGAAAAAAAAAUACAUACACUUGAACAUACUAAUGAGGAAGCGAAAAAAACGCAGAACGAAAAUAUAAAUUCUUUUGACCUAAGUGAGGACGAAAAAAACGCGAAUGAUAAUAAUUGCAGUUUUUUUUUCAGGUCAACGGAUGAAAAUAAAGAAAAGCGAAUUAUAUUUGAAGCAUCCGACAGUGACGACGAGGAUGCUCCUUUGCACAGCGCCCUGUCGGUAAGCGCAUCUGACCUUACGGAGCAAUGUGAAAAUGAUGCCGAUGGAUAUGAAGAAAAUUACAGUUUAUUGAAUAAUCCCAGCAGUGCAGAAGCGAACCAAAAGGACAACAACGCAGAAUCAAACGGCUUGGGAAAAACGGAGAACGGGAAUGACGCCCCCCCCUGCUGUGGGAGCAGUCAGACUGAAGAAGGUGAGGUUGGCGAAGGAGGCCCCCCUUCGGAAGGACAUACCAAGGGGGAUGAUCAUUAUGGUGAAGAUGUCGAAAAUGGGAAUGAACUGUCGGAGGAUAGCCAAUCUUGUAGUGAACACACGCCGGACAACCAACCGGGUGAUGAACAAACGGAAGGACAGCCCAACGAACGCACAGUCAACGGAGAAGGGAAAAAACAAAAGAACAAACAAGAAUCAAGUAUUUGGAAGGGAAGCGACGGGUCAGGCAGACUAAAAGUUUUUAAGCUCUUUGCAAAUAUGCACAUGCAGGAACAACUAAGUUUAUUUAACGACCCUAGGGAUGAUGAGCGAGUCUGCAUUAUAAGCACAAACAUAGCAGAGACGUCUAUCACCCUGCCAAACAUUCGCUACGUAGUGGACUGCGGAAAGGAAAAGAGAAAAAUUUACUCAACAUUGAACGAUUAUUCCUACUACGUUAUUGAUAACAUAAGUAAAAGUUCUUCAAUCCAAAGAAAAGGAAGAGCAGGUCGAAUCUUACAUUUAUUAAAAAAAAAUAAAAAAAAUAAAAAGAAAAUAGAAACAGAAAAGGGACAUGUGUACAAAUUAUAUUCAUCAAAUUAUUACAACUAUUUUUUCAAAAACGAUAAUGAUUUCCCAAUUUUGAACUACCCCCUUGACUCCCUAAUUUCUGCUAAGUUUUAAAUGGCCUCAAAAAAAAGUAUCGAAAAUCAUAUAAACAUGUUUAACCCGAAGCAUAAAAGCGGAAUUACCACUACUGGUAGUUUCGUCCUGUCCCUACCGAUAAGCACAAGAUAUGCUAAAAUUUUAACUGACGUUUGCCUAAAAUCGUUAGCGAUUAAUCACACCAGUUCAAUCCCGUUAGCCUGUCUCCUAGUCUCGUGUUUAUAUUUGGAGUCCAUUUUUUCGUACGACUACAAGCUCAAGGCGAAGUACGGCAAAGGAGGAAAAAAAAGGAAAACCCUCAUGAAUGGAAACAGAGCGAAGAGUAGUAGCCAAACGAAUGCUAAUGACACCCUCAGCAGACGUAACUACAAUUUAGCAAGCUUAAUUUUUAAAAAGAACGACGAAAAUGAAAAUCAAAGUGAUGUGAAUAGUUGUUCCUCUGGUGAUGUACCCACCGACGAGAGCAAUUCAUCAGAAGGAAAUUCCCCAAACAGCGAUAAAAAGGAUAACACUCUUGAUAAUUUUAAAUUAAGAUUCGAUAACGACAUUGACUUUUACAUGAACGUGUGUACCUCCUUUUAUUUUUCAAAGGACAAAAAUCAUUUCUGUUGUAGCAUGCACUUGGACAAGAAAAAAAUGGAAGAACUACUCAAAUUGUCCAACCAUUUAAUAAAAAUAAUAAAUUACAAAUUUAACAAAAAUAUUAAUUUUGAUCUUUUGGAAAAAAACACAUCAGAUUUAUCCAAAAAAAUAAUUCACUAUGCAGUCAUCCAGGGAUUUAUAGAUCACUUAGCCAUUCGCUCCGACUUAAUACAUAACGAGUAUACGAGAAACUCCAAUUUAAAUUUUAAUAACAAGAAGGCUUACUUCUCCCAAAACAUGAACACACCAAUAUAUAUCAAUUCGUCUUCGCUCAUGUAUAAAAAUAGGCCGUACCCAAAAUACAUCCUGUACAAUUACAUAAUGAAGAACGCAAAGUCGUACGUCAUGUUCGACUGCCUAAGUGUAAAUGAAUCAGAUUUAGGAAAAAUAACCAACGUCUGCAUUUACAUUAACGAAUAUGAAAAAAUACCACCGGCUAAAUAUGACAUGAGGAAGGAUAAAAUCGUCGUUUGCGUGAAGCCUUUGUAUUUGCCUUAUUCUCAUUAUCUACCCAUGACGAGAAAAGAGUUAAAUGAAAACGGGUUGUUAUUUUAUAACUACCUUGCUUUGUUCAUAUUAGAUGGGUCCAUGUUUCCAAAAAUGUCAUCAUUUCAUGCGUUUUACGCCCAUUCGGCUAAUGACAUUAUCGCGUGCAGCAGCCAGCCGGUUAAGCAGUUCGUAGAUGCGCUAAGGGAGGCCAGAAUAAGCAGUAGGGCGACUUUAAUUAACAAGUGGAAAAGUCAAAACGAUUUUUUAAAGCAAGAAUUCGUAUCGUUGAUUGGAAAGAAGCUUAACAAGUAUAUUGAGCAGCUCAUCGAUAAAACGUGGCCUCCCCUAAACUGA